Molecule: messenger RNA, 2159 nt
Organism: Nymphalis io (European peacock)
Lineage: Eukaryota; Metazoa; Arthropoda; Insecta; Lepidoptera; Nymphalidae
Gene: Xe7
Product: A-kinase anchor protein 17A
Exons: 9
Coding region: 194-2137 (647 amino acids)
Source: RefSeq, a predicted model, not a curated record
UGUGACAAGGACAACUUACUAACGUUUAGUAAAUUAAAUAAAAACUCAGAAUAUGCUGUUUUGAGCAAUUAGAAGUUUUACUUAAAAUAUUCAAUAAUUGUUAAAGUGGCGCAAACGAUGGGAUCUAGCAUAGGAUUACUCUUUGCUCCCCGCGCAAAAGGUACACGGAAAAUCAUUGUCCAAUUGGGAAUUGAUGGAGAAGUUAAGGAAAAUGAUCCAACCUGAUAACUUCUCUAUAUUGAAAGUGUCAAAGCACAGUUCUGAAGUGAUUAGGUUCGAUGCUGAACUGGAAAACCGCCAGAAACUCGAUCGUGUUCUGGCACGCCUCGAAGACAGGAUAAUACAGUUAACAGACUACCCAGAACCUUUGAAAGUUAAAGUUGCGGAAGUGAAAUCUGAUUUUCCGAGUCGGCAUUCUUGGGAUUCGUUCUUUAGAGAUGCAACAGACAUGGACGAAAUGAAGCCCGGUGAGAGACCUGAUACAAUUCACAUAAAGAAUUUGCCUAUCAGGUGGUUUGUUCAUGAUCGUGACGUUGAUGAUGAUGCACCUCCUUCUGAGAGUAUAUUCAAAAAAGUAUUCGAAAGGUAUGGCAUAGUGAGACAGGUGGAUAUACCAGCUGCUGAUCCUUUCCGUAUGCAAAUGAAAGCUCCUAUGAGAGGUAUAACAAUACCUGCUCAAGAUGCUUCAUUAUAUUUUGAAGGAUAUGUGCAGUUCAGUGAAUAUGCUGGUUUUGUACGUUGUAUGGAUUCACUUAGGGGUUGUAAAUUGUUGCGAAAAAAUAAAGACAUUGCCGAAUGGUGCAGCAUACAAGUGGACUUCGAUAAGACAAAACAUAUGACAGAUGCUGCAGUUAAAAGGAGGUCUAUAGUCAGAGAGAGGCUGUCAGCGAGGCAGAGGGCUAAGGAGGAAGAAGAAAAACGGGAAAAAGAAAAAAUUGCAAAGCGAGAAGCCAAAGAAAGGCAAAAAAAUGAUCACCAUGAAAGAGAAAAACUUGAAAAGAUGAGGGAGAGAGAAGAAAGAAGAAAAAAAAAACAGAUUGCAAAAUUGAUGGCUAAGGAUAAUGUUGAUCUCAAUAAAAAAGUGGCAGAAGAGCAGAAGAAAUUACUGAAGACACAGAAACGACUACAAGCUAUAAGAUUGAUUGAUGAAUUGUUUAAGAGAAUUGAGCUUCGUCCAGAACUUCACCAGAAUAGCAAAAGAUCAUCACGAUAUUAUAAUGCAAGCGAUUGUUUCGCAAGGCAAAGAAUAGUUAACAAUUAUAAGCAACAACAAGAAAAAGCUCUUGAAGAACAGAGAGAACGGCUCAGACACGCACUAGACGGCCGUAUAAUAAUCCGGUCAGCAUUGGAGACAAAGAAACCCAAGCGGGAAUCGUCGAUCAGUUCAAUAUCGGAAGACGAACGCGACCGAAAGCGCGUCAAGAACGAGACGCUGACCACGCCAGAGCGAGAGGUUAUCUACAACAAGACUGCAGGAAUGUACGGGUAUCCAGGGCCAUACGGCUUCGGCUACCCCUUCCCAGCGGUGCCACCGCAGUAUGCUUACCCGCAAACGCCGUACUACGUGCGCGGCGCGUACUUCGCGGGCGACGCGCGGCGCGCGCGCGGGCGCGGGCGCGGGCGGGGCCGCGCGCGCCUGCCGCACUUCGACGGGCCCGACGCCGCGCACCUGUACUACCAAUAUUUCAAGAAGUUAACCGAAGCGGGGCAUCGCAAUGAGCACGAUAAUCGCUCGCGCUCUCGUUCCCGCUCCCACUCGCGGCGCCGGUCAUACUCACGUUCGCGCUCCCGCUCCCGUCGCCGCUCAUACUCCCGGUCGCGCUCGAGGAGCAGAAGAUCCAGGAGUAGGAGAUCCAGGAGUAGGACUCGACGCACGAGGUCGAGGAGCCGGAGGUCAAGAUCUCACAGCCGUUCAAAUUCAAGGUCACGACGACGGUCGAAAUCUAGAAGCCGACGAUCCAAGACAAAAUCCCGUUCUAAGUCGAGGUGUCGAACUCCCAGCCCCAAACAGACGGACACCCAGCCUCGCGCGGACAGCAGUCGCGUGUCCCCCGAGAGAAGACACCGGUCGAGGAGCUGGUCGCUGCCCAAGCAGCCGGAGAGGAGCAAGUCGUGGUCGAAGAGUCCUAAGAAAUAAAUAAUAAAUAAUUUAUUUAUCA